Messenger RNA from Cornus florida, 2061 nucleotides. RefSeq names its product cyclin-dependent kinase F-1. Bases 192 to 1625 code for a protein of 477 amino acids. Gene Ontology annotation, biological process: protein phosphorylation. Gene Ontology annotation, molecular function: ATP binding. The record is from RefSeq and is a predicted model, not a curated record. Gene Ontology annotation, cellular component: nucleus. Lineage: Eukaryota; Viridiplantae; Streptophyta; Magnoliopsida; Cornales; Cornaceae. The transcript has 2 exons.
UUAGAUUGGUAUAUCCGUCAUUUUACCCACAGGCACGUGCUGUUCACGUGCAAUUGACUCGUCUUCUUCCUCGGAGAAGAAUUCAGUCAUUUUUCAUCUGAAAAAUGGAACCCUAGAUCACCAUUAUCUCAAAAAAAAUAAUAAUAAUAAGAAAAAGAAAAAACAGACCUCUGUACAUUUCUCAAAACACCAUGGAGUCACCACCACCGUCAAAUAGCUGGAGCAUAUACACCCGCCGUGAGGUCACCGAGAAAUACGAAAUCUUAGAGCGAGUCGGCUCCGGCGCGUACUCCGACGUGUACAGAGCUCGCCGUCGGUCUGACUCCGUAUUCGUCGCACUCAAGGAGGUCCACGAUUACCAAUCGGCGUUCCGCGAAAUCGAGGCCCUCCAGACCCUUCAGAACUCCCCCAACGUCGUCGUUUUGCACGAGUAUUUUUGGCGCGAAAACGAGGACGCAGUGCUCGUGCUGGAGUUCCUUCCGACCGAUCUGGCGUCGGUGAUCAGGGAGGCCAAGAGGGUGUGGGAGGGUGGUGUCAGCGUCGGCGAGAUCAAACGGUGGAUCGUUCAAAUUUUGUGUGGCGUCGACGCGUGCCAUCGAAAUUCGAUCGUGCAUCGGGAUUUGAAACCUUCGAAUCUGUUGAUAUCGGCUGAUGGUGUCCUUAAGUUGGCCGAUUUUGGUCAGGCUAGGAUACUUCUGGAGCCUGGAUUUGUUGCUGUUGAUGACAAUCCACUACCACAUGAGCAGAACAGUCCAAAUCAGACGAGUAUAUUUGAACCACCACCUGACGUUAUACCAAGAACUGAUAAUGCUUUCCAAGAAGCUCAUAAAAAUCAAGAGCAAGGAACUACGGGUAAAGAAGAAUAUGGUAGAGAAUUAGACGAUUUCAGGGCUAAAGACUUCUUAGAUGAAAUUGAUAAAGAAAGUAGUAUUCAAGAUGGAGAUACAUCUUGUGUUGCUACAUACACAACAAGUGACAUAGAGGAUGAUCCUUUGAAGGGUUCUUAUUCUUACGAGGUUGGGGACGGUGGAAACAACAGUUGUGGUCCCCUCACGUCCUGUGUCGGAACUCGUUGGUUCAGGGCCCCAGAACUGCUUUUUGGAUCCACGAACUACGGGCCAGAGAUUGACUUGUGGUCAUUGGGCUGCAUUUUUGGAGAGCUUUUCAGUUUAGAGCCCCUUUUUCCAGGAAUCUCCGAUUUUGAUCAGCUAAGCAGAAUUUUGAGUGUUCUGGGCAAUUUAACUGAAGAAGUCUGGCCUGCUUGUUCAAAACUUCCCGAUUAUAAAACAAUUUCAUUUGGUAAUAUAGAAAAUCCAACUGGAUUAGAAGCAUGCCUGCCGAACCGCUCCCCUGAUGAAAUCCAUCUUGUCAAAAAACUUCUUUGUUUUGACCCAGCAAGUAGAGCUACUGCAAUGGAGCUGCUCCAUGACAAAUAUUUAAAUGAAGAACCUCUACCAGUUCCCUUAUCCGGACUGAGGGUACCUUCGGCACGCAGCGGUCAAGAUGAGGGUUCUCCUGGUGAGUGGUGUCAUUACAAGGAUAUGGGUUCAGAUUCUGAUUUUGUGGACUGUGGCCCUAUGAAUGUUACAACCACGGAUACUGGGUUUUCAAUUCAGUUUCCUUGAGCUUGAAGAGCACGGAGGUACUACUACUACAAAUUUAUUAAGUUAUAUGUUCUACAUUGUUUAAACUACCUUGGGCAAUUUUGUCUUUAGCUAAUAAUGGUCAGUGCCUCUUGAAAUCUAUAGGGCUUAGCCGUGUUAGUUUUUAUUAAUGUGAUACAUUGUAUGUGAAAUAACAUUCAAUUAUGUAAAAUCAACAGUUAUAUGUGACAAGUUGGAGAUAUCUUUUCAUAGUUAUAAGGAAAAAAAUUAGACAAUACUAUUGAAACAAAGAGGAAGAUAUACUUUGAUGAUUUUGCCAGCUGGGAUACAACAAUGGUCUGAGGGCAUGUUUUGGAUCCUUUAAGCCAUAUCUGCAAUUAAAUAUUGGUCUCCAAAUGUUGUGUUUGGUGGCAGUGACUGCUUAAAUUCUAAUGGAACUUUAUUAUUUUCUUUGGUA